AUGUCCUCCAUCGUCGUCCGUCCACGGCUCACGACGUUCUUGCGAGCGUCUCGAGCGUCUUCCGUGGAUGACAUCGUGGACGUGGAGGCGGAGCGUGCGCGACGAACGCGCGGAUUCGAGGGUGUGACGCGCGGCGGCGGCGAACGCGAGCGCGAGGGACCGUCCGCGCGAUUGGCGAGCGUCGUUUUCGGGAACGACGGAAGCGACCGCGAUAAGGAGGUUGCGAGCGCGUGUCGAGCGUUCAUGAGCGCUGUCCUGCGUGCGCUGGGCGGAGACACGAUGACGGAGGACGCGCUCGGCGAUGCCGUCGUGGCAGCUUGGGAAGUCUUGCGAGACAACGUGGAGACGCUCGGGCGAGAGCGACGAGAUCUUGAGGAACGACAGCCAUACGUCGAUGAUGCGGUGUUCGAGACGGAGCGGAAGCUCUUCGAAGUUCGCGAGCGCGAGUUGCGGAGAGAUUUUGGAGAGAAACUGCGAGGCGCGCUCGGACCAAUCGAGGCGAGCGCGGCGACGUUACGAGAGUUAGAGCAGCACGUUGAGACGCUCUUAAAGUUCAGGGCGGAACGGAUCACUGAUUUGGAUGAUUAUAUGAUCGCGUCGAGUGCAGCGCCAUCGACGUCGGGUCGAUCAUUUGGGCACAACAUAAAGCUCAAGUGCCGCGGAGAUGUGCAACCAAGUGAUCGAGUUCGCGAUUUGAAGCGUGCCAUGAAGGCCAAUCUGGACGAGCUCGACGAAGUGGCAAGGGCGCGAAUCAAGUCUGAGAAGAUUUCUCACCCGAAUGAACUGUUUGGCGAGCCGCAGCGCGAGGAGAGCGACGUGACGACGCAACUGACUUGGUUGAAGAGGCAAUGUGAAAAUUUCGUUGCAAACGGGGCACACGCUUUAGAUCAAAGUUGGGAAGCUGUCGCGAGCGCCGUGGGACGGUCUAUCAUGAACUCCACGAUUUCAGAUGAUGCAUGUGCCGCGGAGCUAUACGAAUAUCUGGGAGAUUACGGAUUUGAACUCAUCGCAGGGGUCGUUGAGCGACGCACUGAGCUAGCGAGCGCCAUUAAGAAGCGCGCCCAGAUGCUUCGUGAAACGUUGAGUGCGCAGAGCGGCGUCGACGGGCCAUCCGUCGCGCGCGUGGUCACGAUUAAUAGCACAUUGGAUAAACAGUUAGAAAAGAUGCGAAGAAAGGAAGAACGCAAGGCGAAUCGCAAACUUGCCUCUGGGGAGAAUGUCAUGGAAUGGUUACAGGCAGUCGGUGUUGGUUUCGACGCGCUGUGCGAAGGAGACUGGGAAAAUCAGCAGACGCCUUCGUCAAGUAGUCCUGACGACAUUCUCGCUAGUUUACGUGGUCUUGGAUCGGGUUUAGGUGGAGGACGUAAAGCGUUACCACCGGGAACGACGCGCAUGGUCCACGAACAAGGAUACGAAGAGAUCAGCGUUCCAGCGCGAGACCCAGGAGCGAUCGGCGAAGGGGAGCGAUCUGUAGCAAUUGAAGAGCUGGAUGAGUGGGCACAACCUGCGUUUAAAGGCAUACAACUGCUGAACAGAAUCCAGAGUAGGAUUUUCCCCACGGCAUAUCACACGAAUGAAAAUUUACUUGUGUGCGCGCCCACAGGUGCGGGUAAGACAAACAUCGCCAUGCUCAGCAUUUUGCACGAAAUAGGUCUUCAUAUUGAUGAGAACGGUGAUUACCUUCCGGAGGAUUUCAAAAUCGUGUAUGUGGCACCGAUGAAAGCCCUUGCAGCCGAAGUCACGGAAACUUUCGGCAGGCGCCUUGCUCCCUUGGACAUCGUCGUCGCCGAGCUCACUGGAGAUACUCAGAUGAGUAAGCGCGAGCUUGAGACGACACAAAUGAUCGUGACGACGCCAGAAAAAUGGGAUGUGAUUACAAGAAAAGGAGGAGAGGUUUCUGUGGCGAGCACCUUACGACUUCUCAUCAUUGACGAGGUACACUUACUAAAUGAUGAGCGGGGCCCAGUCAUUGAGACGCUCGUCGCGCGAACGCUUCGCCAGGUUGAGCAAACUCAGAGCAUGAUACGAAUCGUCGGGUUAUCGGCAACGCUACCGAAUCCGCUGGAUGUCGCGCGCUUUUUAGGCGUGAACAAUGACGCCGGUUUGUUCGUUUUCGACCAGUCAUACAGACCAAUCCCGUUGACACAAAAAUUCAUUGGCGUCACAGAGAAGAAUGCGAUGAAGCGCCAAACCUUGAUGACACAGAUUGCAUACAACAAAGCAUGCGAGGCGCUGAAGAAUGGCAAGCAAGCCAUGGUUUUCGUCCAUAGUCGGAAAGACACCGUUAAAACCGCUAGGCAACUUGCUGAGUUCGCUGCCGCACAGGGUGGCCUGGAACUCUUCUCAAACGAGCAGAAUGAACGCAAGGCUGAGUUUGCUAUGCAAGUUUCUCGCAGUCGGAACAAUGAGGUGAAGGAAUUAUUUCUCAAAGGUCUUGGUUGUCACAACGCAGGCAUGCUGCGGGCGGAUCGUACGUUGACUGAAAAACUUUUUGCUGCUGGCCUCAUCAAGGUUCUCGUGUGUACGGCAACGCUUGCGUGGGGUGUAAACUUGCCAGCGCACAUGGUCGUUAUCAAGGGCACGCAAUUAUACGACCCACAGCGCGGUGGGUUCCGAAACUUGGGCGUUUUAGACGUGCAGCAAAUUUUUGGUCGCGCGGGUCGACCUGGUUUUGACACCUCAGGAGAAGGCGUAAUCGUCACCGAGCACAAGAACCUGGCCCAUUACAUAGCCAUGCUGACUCAUUCUACCCCGAUCGAAUCGCAAUUCAUCAGUAAUUUAGCGGACAACUUAAAUGCUGAGGUGACUCUCGGCACUGUCACAAACGUACGCGAGGGAGCUCAGUGGCUGGGAUACUCAUAUCUGCACACUCGCAUGGAGAAGAACCCACUGGCUUACGGAUUGACCUGGGAUGACGUCCGACUCGACCCAGGAUUAUUAGAUCAUCGGCGUAAGCUCAUCAAAGAGGCUGCGAGGACUCUAGAUCGAGCGAAGAUGAUCCGAUUCGAUGAGCGAAGCGGACAGUUGUACCAGACUGAAGGCGGUCGCACGGCGAGCCAUUUUUACAUAAGAGUGAGCUCUAUGGAAGUGUUCGACAGUCUAAUGCACAGACACAUGACUUUACCAGAAGUUUUGCAUAUGAUUUCACAUUCGAGCGAGUUUGAGAAUAUCGUACCACGAGAGGAUGAAAUUCCAGAAUUGGAGACGUUACGUCGUGAUCGACGCAUCAUCCCAGUCGAGAUCAAAGCCUCGCUCACGGAUCGAGUCGGCAAGGUGAAUCUGCUGUUACAAGUGUACAUAUCACGUGCAAAUAUGCAGUCUUUUUCGCUCAUUGCAGACAGCAUGUACAUUUCGCAAAAUGCGAGCAGGAUAUGUCGAGCACUGUUUGAGCUGUGUUUGAGGCGCGGGUGGCCGUCGCUCGCAGAGCAACUACUUACCGUCAGCAAAGCGUGUGAUUUACGCAUAUGGCCACACCAACACGAGCUUCGACAGUUCGAAAAGACCCUCAAGCCUGAAGUUUUGUAUAAGUUGGAAGAGAAAAAGGCGACGCUUGAUCGUUUGUGGGAUAUGAGUGGUGGUGAAAUUGGCAGCAUGCUGCGGCUUAACGCGCAGAUUGGUGGACAAAUUAAAUCAUGCAUGCGCGCGAUGCCGCAUUUGAACAUGACUGCGACCGUUCAACCCAUCACAAGAACCGUUUUGCGCGUAUCUGUCACCCUGAUCCCUGAAUUUGAGUGGCGCGAUCAGCUGCACGGUGCGCUUCAGAGGUGGCUCAUUUGGGUGGAAGACCCCGUCAAUGAGCACAUUUACCACUCUGAAACCUUCAACUUGAGUAAGAAGCAGUGCAGAGAUGGGGCGCAAUACUUGGCGUUCACGAUUCCCAUUUUUGAACCGGUGCCCCCGCAGUACUUCUUACGUGCAAUAUCGGAAAAUUGGCUCGGAUGUGAGUCAUUCGUUGAGCUCAAUUUUCAGCAUCUCAUCUUGCCUGAGGAACAUCCGCCGCACACAGAGCUGCUCGAUCUUGAUCCACUUCCGAGAUCUGCGUUGAAAAAUCCGGUGUUUGAGUCAAUGUACGAGAAGAAAUUUACCCACUUCAACGCCAUCCAAACACAGGCAUUCCACACUCUGUAUCACACGGACACGAACGUCCUUCUUGGAGCUCCAACGGGUUCUGGUAAGACAAUCUCUGCAGAGUUGGCGAUGAUGAAAGUCUUCCGAGAUUAUGCUGGUUCGAAGGUUGUGUACAUCGCGCCACUCAAGGCACUUGUGCGCGAGCGAAUCAAAGAUUGGCGAAAGAAUCUUUGUCCCACUCUCGGGUUGCGCAUGGUCGAGUUGACUGGAGAUUACACUCCGGAUCUUCGUGCGCUACUCCAGGCGGACAUAAUUGUCAGUACCCCUGAAAAGUGGGACGGCAUCAGUAGGAACUGGCAGAGCCGCGCAUACGUGAAAAAGGUCGCCUUGGUCGUCAUAGAUGAGAUUCACUUAUUGGCGAGCGAUAGAGGCCCCAUUUUAGAGGUGAUUGUUUCAAGGAUGCGAUACAUCUCCGCGCGCACGGGCUCGAAUGUUCGAAUCAUCGGCUUAUCCACAGCGCUGGCGAAUGCGCGUGAUCUUGGCGACUGGUUAGGCAUCGAGGAGGAGGGCUUGUUCAACUUCCGACCGUCGGUCCGUCCUGUGCCGCUAGAAUGUCAUAUCCAAGGUUUCCCAGGCAAAUUUUACUGCCCUCGGAUGAUGUCUAUGAACAAGCCGACGUACGCGGCGAUUCGCACCCACAGUCCAACGAAGCCAGCGCUCGUUUUCGUAUCAAGUCGACGUCAGACACGUCUCACGGCGCUCGAUUUAAUCGCGUAUGCUGCGGCGGACGAACGUCCCGAUGGAUUUGUCCACAUGAGUAACGAAGAGUUGAGCAUCCACUUAAGUAAAGUGAAAGAUCCUGCUCUCAAGCACACACUGCAAUUUGGUAUCGGUUUGCACCACGCAGGCCUGACCCCGGAGGAUCGAGAGUUAUGUGAAGAGCUCUUCGCACAGUGCAAGAUACAGGUGCUAGUGACGACAUCAACGCUGGCGUGGGGUGUAAACUUGCCUGCGCACUUGGUUGUGAUCAAAGGCACGGAAUACUUUGAUGGCAAGACGAAACGUUAUCAAGAUUUCCCGAUAACCGACGUACUGCAGAUGAUGGGUCGAGCUGGAAGACCACAGUUUGAUAAAUCAGGCUGUUGCGUCAUCUUGGUGCACGAACCGAAGAAGACGUUUUACAAGAAGUUUCUCUACGAGCCGUUUCCCGUAGAAUCAAGCCUUGCUGAGAAUCUAUGCGAUCAUUUCAACGCAGAAAUUGUCAGCGGAACGAUCAAGACAAAACAAGACGCGGUGGAUUAUUUAACUUGGACGUACUUUUUCCGGCGCUUGUUGAAAAAUCCGACGUACUACAACUUAGACACGAUUGAGGCGGACAAAAUGAACGAGUACAUGAGCGACUUAGUUGAAGGUGCGCUUGAGUUAUUAGAGGACGCUCGAUGUAUCGCGAUCGACGACGACGAUGAUAGUUUGGAGCCUCUUAUGCUCGGACGAGUGGCGUCUUAUUACUACCUGCAGUAUCCCUCAGUGGCACUCUUCGCCUCGAACAUUAAGGCAAAUAGCUCACUCGAGGACUUGCUUGAAACAUUGUGCGGCGUUGCGGAGUACGAUGAAUUGCCAGUGCGUCACAAUGAGGAUAGACACAAUACCGAGUUGGCGCAGGUCGUCGCCGAUGCGGGUGGCUUCCAAGUUGAUGUGCGUCUCGCUGAGGACCCGCACGUGAAGACGUCACUGCUGUUCCAGUGUCACUUCCUGCGCCUGCCGCUGCCGGUGAGCGACUACUACACCGACACAAAGAGCGUGCUUGAUCAGGCCAUUCGUAUCCUACAAGCCAUGAUCGACGUCACCUCCGACGCUGGAUGGUUAAGAACGGCCAUGAAUACCAUGAAUUUGAUGCAGAUGAUCAUGCAAGGCCGCAUGAUAAGCGAGUCAUCUCUCUUGAUGCUUCCGCACAUCCAGCCCGACCAUUUAAAAGGCCUCGAGCGUUGUGGUGUGUCUGGACUAUCUCAGCUCAUCGAUUUGAGCACCAAAAACAUUCAAAAGGCUCGAAAAGUACUCUCAGACUGCGGCAUCACUGGUAGAAAAAUGGAGAAAAUUGUUGACUUAUGCGUGAGACUUCCAGUCUUGCACGUUGAAGCAUCGAUUGAAACCGUCAAGGGAGGUGGUGAUACGACUGUUCACGUGCAGAUUCGAAGAAUCGGUAAGAAAUGCGGAUCGAAGGCUCCAACUUCUUAUACACCACGCUUCCCUAAAAUCAAAGAGGAAGGUUGGUGGGUUAUCGUGGGAGACACUGCGAAUAAUGAACUCUUAGCGUUGCGACGCAUUUCGUUUGGAGAUCGAGCGGAUGUGAAGCUGAAAUGUCCUCCCAGCGCAUCACCACGUCCUCGACGUCAAACGUUGGCGGUGUACGUCGUUUCUGAUUCGUACAUUGGCCUCGAUCAGGAAAUUCUUAUCAAUGCGGAUGAUUUCGUCGAAGUGUCCGACGAUGAGGUCGAUGACAACGCGGACACGUUUUGGCUUUUGCCGCCGACGCAGACUGAGCCAUUCUGGCUGGGAGAGGCGGAUGAAAACUCUUUACUGACCUAG
Molecule: messenger RNA, 6654 nt
Organism: Ostreococcus tauri
Lineage: Eukaryota; Viridiplantae; Chlorophyta; Mamiellophyceae; Mamiellales; Bathycoccaceae
Product: Helicase, C-terminal
Exons: 1
Coding region: 1-6654 (2217 amino acids)
Molecular function (GO): ATP binding; ATP hydrolysis activity; nucleic acid binding
Source: RefSeq, a predicted model, not a curated record